ACGUCACGAGAAGGCGGCCAUUUAUAGAAAAGCAAAGAUCGUCUCAAAUUCCACAGCGUUGCUUUCUUUAAGAACAACGAAGACAAACAGCAAAAAAGGAAAAUGGAGAACCAGCUUUGUAAACUCUUUGUCGGCGGCUUGAACGUCCAGACCACAGAUGACGGUCUUCGCCAGCAUUUUGAGCAGUACGGGGAGCUGACCGACUGCGUUGUUGUCCAAAACCAGCAGCUCCAGCGCUCCCGUUGUUUUGGGUUUGUGACCUACUCGACUGCGGAGGAGGCUGAUGCGGCAAUGGCGGGCAGGCCUCACACUGUAGACGGCAACAACGUGGAGCUGAAGAGAGCCGUGGCCCGGGAGGACGCCGGCAAACCCGAGGCCCUCGCCAAGGUGAAGAAAAUCUUCAUCGGCGGCCUGAAAGAGGGCGUGGAGGACGAACACCUGGUAAACUACUUCUCCCAGUUCGGUACACUGGAGAAGGCCGAAGUGAUCACCGACAAGCAGACGGGCAAGAAGCGCGGCUUCGGCUUUGUGUACUUUGAAGACAACGACUCUGCCGACAAGGCCGUGGUGCUCAAGUACCACACCAUCAACGGGCACAAAGUGGAGGUGAAGAAGGCUCUCUCCAAGCAGGAGAUGCAGGCCAGCGGCGGCAGGGGCAGAGGAGGGCGCGGAAGAGGACAAAGUAGCUACGGCGGUGGCAGGGGAGGUGGCGGUUACAACAGCUAUGGCGGCGGCUAUGGGGGCAAUGAUGGCGGUUAUGGCGGUGGCUACGGGAGCGGUGGCGGCUAUGGGAGCAGCGGCGGAUACGGGGGCAGUGGCGGCUACGGAGGAGGAUAUGGAGACCAGAUGGGCGGCUAUGGCAACGGAAACGGCUACAAUGACUUUGGCAGCAACUACGGCCAACAGUCCUCCGGCUACGGGGCGAUGAAAGGGGGUAACUACUCCUCCGGCAGAAGCAGCGCACCUUACUCCAGAGGUGGCGGCGGCGGCUACGCCAGGGGGGGCUAUGGAGGCUCCUACUAAAGCGAGGCCUGCGUCGCUCCCGCUGUGUGGCCACACAAAGAAGAGCGGCUCCAUCACCUAGCCGGUAAGAAAUUUAUGAUCCUAUUGGAUUCCCCACAAACAGAACUCAGAACAGUACCACUGUACAUUGAAAUAUCUGGCAGAGUUAUGGACAAUGAACCUCAGCCUUAUCACUAAGAAAGGAGACCUCACAAUUCCAUGCUGGUUCAAAAAAGGUAAUAAAAUCCUUACCAGCAAAACAGACAGACUUCACUUAGAUGGCCACGUCUAACUGUUGCAGUACCGAUUUAAAACAAGUUUAGAUUGCACGUGUUUAUUUUUUAACUUCUUUUUUAUUUCUUGUAAAAGUCCCAGAGUCUGUUCCAAGUUUAUCUGGAUUAGGUGAAAGUAUAUGGUCAUGUUCUAUUCAUUAUUUUAUGAUUCCAUACUUCAAGCAAAUAGCAUGGAUCCUGUUUGGUUAGGCUUUAACUUUUGUAGGUAGAUAUGCCUGUAUAUCUAGUUUUAUUUUCUUUUUAAACAAACGUACUGUAUUUUAAUUUAAGCAUAAGUUAGCCUUGUGGCUUUUUCCCCCUCUAGUCCUAGGAUUCGCUGGGUCAAAUGCAGUGAACGUGAAAAUGUAAUCCUAUAGUACCUUCCAGAGAUGGGGGAGGGGCACAUAAGGAGUCUUCAGAAAUGCAUUUAAGAAUGACUUCAAAUUCACCUCUUUGUUACAUACAGCUAUGAAUGCUUUAGAACUGACACUGUCAGAAUUGUUCCUGGAAUGUGGUAAUGUGUGGGAACGUGCUUUCACUUAACCUCUAAAUGCUGCAACCUAAAUAAAUAAAUAAUUAUAUAUAAUUUGUUGAUAUGCAGGACUUAACGUGCAUUUGUCAUUUCAAAUAUUCUAAAAUAACAUUGUUAUUGCUAUGAAUAGUGUUUUUUUUUUUUCACGCGCUUAAUACAGAAGCGCAAUUCGCUAGAUUUCAUUGUGUGUUUAAUUUCAGGACCUGUAGGAGCUCAUCAAAGUACCGUAGCAAGCAUGUUCACUGCAGUUGACCCGAAGCGUGUUCUAAAUUUUCCAGCAGGGAAUUUUUGGGAGAGGGCAAUGGAGUAAAAGCAAUUCUGAAAUAGGAGCAUGGAAACCAUUCGGCUACAAGUGAUAUCUGGAGCAACUGGUAUUUAUGAAGAAGAGGGUGGGAGCGAGGGAAUGUAGUCUUCAACUCCUAUAGAAAUAAAGCUGUGUUUUUGAGUGAGGCUUUGUUUUGAGGCAUUGUAUGUGGUUAUUAAGUUUUUUUGCAGAUAAUCGUAACACCCCAGAGAAUUCAAACGAGGUGUUCUGGAGGAGUGGUCUCUUUAGAAGACAACAUACGUUUAUUGUCAUGUUUUCCAUUGUGUGAUACACCUGGUGCACGUUUUAACCUCUUAGCAUUGUUAAGUACUGGUGUACAAUUGUAUGUUUCUCUCAACCUUUUUUCUUUUUUCUUAUUAAAUAAAGCAAAAAAAACAAACAGGUUAUCUUACUUUUAUGCUGUAUUUAGUACCCAUCACAACUUAAAUCGACCCGCUUAAGAAACAUAAGAGGUAAGGCUCCUAUGAUCCUUUACACAUUUUAUUUGCAGCAAUUUCAUUUUACAUUGUGGUCUUCAGAUGGUAGCUUUAAUUCUGCUUCUCAAACAUGAAGAGGGGGAUCUCCCCCACCCACCCUGAAGACCAUUAAGGAGACUUCAAGCCUCGUACCUCCCCCAUCCUACCAGGGGCAUAAAUAACACAUUAGUACCCAAACGUUUCUCUACAGUUUUAUCAAAACAAGGCGAAUGGCUUCCAACAUUGAGUAGCACUACCAAUCACAUAGUAUUUCAAAAUAAAUCAAUAAAAAGGUUUCUAUGACCGAUUGACAGCAGGUUAAAUAUAUAUUUUUUUGUAACCUGUCUAUACAGAGUUUAAAACUUUAAUUUGCCAAACCAAUCUGUGGUCAGGGCUUCAGGCUGGAUCUCCAUUGCCUAGAUUCUGGAAUGCCUGCAAUUCAGUUCUUCAGUCUGAAGAGCUGAUGUAACUAUAGGUAAAGUGUAAUAUGGGUGCCUUUUAUUUGUUUUUUAUUUAUAUAUAAGUAUUAUUUUAAACAAUUCAAACUUAUUUAGGAAUACACAUGAUUAUAAAGUUUUGGUUUACCCAAACCUUAUACAAUUUUUUUAUAUCUUAAGUUUAUCAUGCAGGUUUGGUCUCGGUCUCUCAUUUUAGUUUUCACACUAGGUAAAAUCUAAAUUAAUUAAAAAUCGACCUGUGAAGUUGAAGCACCUUUUAAAACUCUUUACAACUUUGUGCCGUCUGUCCCAUAGCUUAAACAUGCAUUCAAACCUGCAAAUCCUGUUUAAAAAUGGGGGUCUGGUUGCUUCCCACUUGCCCUGUAAGAAUGGAGCAAGCUCCAGUAAAGACAGUUUUGCUACAUAAACUUUAUAUACUUCCCACAACUAUAAUAUCCCAUCUCAUAGUUCUAAAACAUGUCCUAAGUGUGUGUUUUCUUUUCUGUGGACUGGCUUGAACUGGUCACACAGCAAUUGAAUUGUGUGUGUUGUUUUUUUGGAUGUUCAAUAUUUUAAUCGGGUGUUCAGCUGGUGUCUAUGUAGGCUUGAGUAAACUACAUAGGAUGCCUUCUCCUGGAAGAAUGGUUGGCUUGUUCUAAGGGUUCUGAUUAUUUCUGAUUCCUAUAUUCAGGUAUUCAUUUUGUAAUCCUGGUACCUCACAAAUAGCUGUAGACGUUUGUUUAUACGGGGACCCUGUUCAGUACCCGGGUUCGACAUUGUGAUAGGACUCUGAAAAGUUUCUCAUUAGGAUCACAACCUGCAAUACUAGGUAUGUAAAAUAAACUCUAUCUAUCUUCACAUCCAUGUUUAUUUGCACCAUGUUUGAGCCCCAGCUGGUUCUGUGCUGUAGUAACUUUCCCAUUACUACCAGCUGUCAAAGACUAUGGAAAUGGGAACUGUUUAUGGUUCCUCAUACCCUACUUUUUAUUCCAACCUGUAAACUAUAUAAGAUCAAUUUUGGUUGCCGCUGGCAAUAAUAAUUUUAGUGUUUUUUUUAAUGAAUGUACUCUGUAGUAUAUGUAUAGAUAAUUCAUGGCAUUAAAAACAAUUGGAGCCUGAAAGUCAAUUUGCCGUGGUAGCCAGUCGGUGCAAAUUGCAGACUACUUCCUGCCGUGUUUGAUAGUUGUUUGACGUGUGUGUUUAUUUAUUUGAACUGUUUUAUUAGAUUUAUAUUAUUGCCAUUAUUUGUAUAAGCAACAUUUUGUAGCCUUUAUUUUUCAGUAUAGUUACUGAAACCGCACAGAAGUGUUUGCAGGGGAUGUAACCAUAUUGUGCAAGGAUAAGCGAGCACAAGCAAGGUUUGUGACUUCUCACGCAUUACUUUAACUUAGUUUGUCAUCACGUUUGAUUUCAAUAGGGUAUACUUUUAUAAUGAAGCUAACAAAAUAUUAUCAAUCAACUUGCUUCUGCAUUUUACCCUGUGUGGGUCAAGUUGUUAAAAUAAAUGAUUCUGGCUAAUGUUUUAUGUGCUGAGAAACGUUUGAUUAAUAAGCAUGUUUUACUAAACAUGUGCUGCCCGUUUGAACUGUUAGUUUGGUGUCCUAAGAUUGUUGUUUUUGUCUCCUCCAGACAGCACCCAGUGAUUGGAUGCUAAUCCCUGGAGAGAUGCGCUCAGGCCCGGUCCAGAGCUGCUAGAGGAAAGACUGCACACACGGGAUUCACUUGUUCAGCGUCUGCUGUUGGUCUCCACAUCCCGUAACUCCCUGAAGUGUGCUGAGGCUGGUCUGCAUGGGCCUGCAGUGCAUCUUUACCCAGCAUCUCUCAACACCGAGGAACUCAGUCCCUAAAGACUUGGCUCGGGUUCAGCACAGGAGUUCACAUCAUUGUUAAACUGACUGUACCAGCGGGUCCUGGAUUAUAACUGUGUUGUGUACAGCACUUUUGGGAAGCUCUUGUAUCGCAUUGUGAAUUAAAUAAAAUCUAUUUUCAAGUA
This is a messenger RNA of Acipenser ruthenus (sterlet), 5016 nucleotides long. Its product is annotated as heterogeneous nuclear ribonucleoprotein A0-like. The transcript is spliced from 2 exons. Lineage: Eukaryota; Metazoa; Chordata; Actinopteri; Acipenseriformes; Acipenseridae. The record is from RefSeq and is a predicted model, not a curated record. Gene Ontology annotation, molecular function: RNA binding. The coding region runs from base 103 to 1023 and encodes 306 amino acids.